Messenger RNA from Giardia duodenalis, 690 nucleotides. RefSeq lists its product as uncharacterized. The record is from RefSeq and is a predicted model, not a curated record. Lineage: Eukaryota; Fornicata; Diplomonadida; Hexamitidae. Bases 1 to 690 code for a protein of 229 amino acids. The transcript has a single exon.
AUGUCGUUCUUUGGCUCCUCUUUUGAACAAACGCUAGCACCGGUUUCGCAGGCUAAGGCAGCUUGCCUUCCGACUCACAUGACCGCCUCAAGUGCAGACAUGCCGUACACAGCUCAUGUUCUUUUUUCUUUACUGCGGGAUGAAACUCACGCUCAGCUGACACGGGUUCAGAACACAAUAGAGACGUCCUGCAACGCUGUAAAGGAUCAGCUCAUACAGGUAAUUCUUGGGGAGAAUUCCUUCCGUCAAGAGCAGUUUUCAGAGCUUAUUGGAGCAACCAACUCAAUUGCUACAGGGCUGGAGCGGUUUACACAGCAGCUUAGGGAUAUAAGUGCCCAGAUUAAGGGAGUGGAGGGCCAAAUACAGACUCUAAUGGCGGAGCUGGAAGCGGUAGAAGGUCGCUUGGAUGAAUCGCUCAGGGGAAAAAUCGAUUCUGCUCGCAUAGAAAUAACUGCCUACAUUUCAUCACUUUCCAACAGCAUGAAAGCAGAAGGUGAAAAGGUUAGACAAAAGGGUCAAGUAGUAGAUGGUGACACGGGUGCAAAGGCUAAUGAGGGCGCUCACCUGAAUGCGAUAAGCUACCAAGGGUUUGCGCAGCAUCUGAGCAACAUGGGUACACAAAUAACAAUGACUCAGCCGUUUAUACCGGCGCCAGACCUAUCAACAAGAAGUAAUAGCGACCUCAUCUAA